AUGACCAGCCUGAAGCGUUCGCAGACAGAACGCUCAGUGGGGGGCUCUGUGCCGGCCUCUGAUGAAUUUUACACUCGGCGUUUGCGCCUCCCAAAUGGAGGUGCGCCCCCGCCCCGCAGCGAGAGCGCACACAUCUCCUCUUCCAACACUGGGAACAGCCCUGGAGUCCCCAAGAUGGGAGUACGUGCACGCGUUGCGGACUGGCCUCCCAGAAAAGAUGGAGGGAGCGGUGGCGUCUGGCACAUCACUGUAGAAACCGAUUCUCCAAGUUCCACCACAACAUCGUCCUCUGGUUCUGGGAGCGGUGAUCGAGAGAGGAUUCUGGGGGAGAGAAGUGAGCGGUCGGAGAGAGGGGGAGGGAGUGGGGGUAGCGGGGGGAGUGGGGGGAGUGGGGGAGGGAGUGGCCCAGGGAGUGGCCCGUCUUCAUCUACUGCUCAUACAAACUUGUCUGCCAAACUGGGUCACCUCAUCAGCCCGCAAGAUUCCUCGAUGCUCCGCAACAUUCAGAACACGCUGAAAAACAAGAUGCACAAGGGCAAAGACAACCGCUUCCUGUCUCCGGACGGAUACCAGGGCUCACCGCGGAAAGGCGUGCGCCGUAUCCGUCAGCGUAGCAAUAGCGACAUCACCAUCAGCGAGUUGGAUGGUGACAACGAGGGCUGGUCAUUCUCAGGCUGGACACCCAUGCACCGCGAGUACGGUAGCACCUCGUCCAUAGACAAACAUGGAGUGUCUGGAGAGAGCUUUUUCGACAUGCUCAAAGGAUACCAGUCUUCAGAGGCUCCGGAUCAGAGAAGUCCAGCUCCAGAAAGACUAUCGGAGCUGCUGACUGUGGCCCCAGUUAAACAGGCUGCCCUGGAUCUGCCCGAUGGACCCCUCAUUAAGGGGAGUCCUGCCAGUCGCCUGAAAGAGCGGGAGAAGCAGCUGAAGAGACGGUCGAAGUCAGAGGCGGGUAGCGAGUCCAUAUUCCGUAAACUACGUAGCGUCAAAGUGGAAGGCGACACGUCCAGAGCUGGGUCAGACGCAGAGGAUGGCGGGAAAGGAGACGAGAGAAUUCCCUUGCCCAAGCCCUGGGUCUGCCAGAGGGGCUUCGCCCACUUCGACGUCCAGUCCCUGUUGUUCGACCUAAAUGAAGCCGUUCAAAGCAGACAGUCCGGAUCGAAGCGCAAAAACACCACCACAGGGGCGUCUGCUGCAUCUGCCAGUUCCUCCCUUUCGUCCAAUCAGAGUGCAGCGUAUGGGUCUCCCUGCGGGUCACAAGAAGAGCUCAGUAUGAAGGAGGGAUCGGGACAUGGAAGUAACCCCACCCUCGAUCCUGGGGACGACAAGAGCAACGAGCUGGUCCUGAGCUGUCCCUGUUUCAGAAAUGAGAUUGGAGGAGAGGGAGAGAGAACUAUUGCACCUGCCAAACAGCAGGGUAGCAUAGGCAGUGGGGGCUCGAGCAGCGGCUCGGGCAGCUCGGAGGAGGGGCCCCUGGACUCCACUCUCUCCUCUCACUUCACGAAUGCAGGCGUGGCCGUGCUGGAGGCCCCCAAGGACGGACCUGGCCUGCACAUUGACCGCACCAAGAGAUACAUCGUGGAGCAUGUGGACCUUGGAGCCUACUAUUACAGGAAGUACUUCUACCUCCGAGAGCAUUGGAACUACCUGGGGGUGGAUGAGAACCUGGGGCCCGUGGCAGUGAGUCUGCGACGGGAGAAACUUGAGGAGCAUAAGGAGCAUGGGCAGCAGUACAACUACAGGGUGAUCUUCAGGACCAGCGAGCUGAACACAUUGAGGGGCUCAAUCCUGGAGGAUGCCAUCCCCUCCUCCUCGAAGCAUGGGCUGGCCCGAGGUCUGCCUCUGAAGGAGGUCCUGGAGCACCUGGUCCCAGAGCUAAACCUACACUGUCUGCGGCUGGCCCUCAACACGCCCAAGGUCACGGACCAACUCAUGAAGCUGGACGAGCAGGGGCUGAGCUUCCAGAGGAAGGUGGGGGUGAUGUACUGCAUGGCGGGACAGAGCAGUGAGGAGGAGAUGUACAACAACGAGGCGUCUGGUCCAGCGCUGGAUGAGUUCUUACAGCUGCUGGGGGAGAAGGUCCGCCUCAAGGGCUUCAGCCAGUACAGAGCCCAGCUGGACACCAAGACUGAUUCCACUGGGACCCACUCCAUGUUCACAACCUACAAGGACUAUGAGAUCAUGUUCCAUGUGUCCACAAUGCUGCCCUACACGCCCAACAACAAACAGCAGUUACUGAGGAAACGCCACAUUGGGAACGACAUUGUGACCAUCGUGUUCCAGGAGCCCGGAGCUCUGCCCUUCACUCCCAAAAACAUCCGCUCACAUUUUCAACAUGUGUUUGUGGUCGUCCACGUUCACAGCCCCUGCUCCGACAGCACUUCAUACAGCGUUGCAGUCACCCGCUCUAAAGACAUGCCCUCGUUUGGUCCGCCCAUUCCAGAGAAUGUGACCUUCCCCAAGUCCUCGGUCUUCAGGGACUUCCUCCUGGCAAAGGUCAUCAACGCUGAGAAUGCAGCGCACAAAUCCAACAAGUUCUGCGCCAUGGCAACGCGCACAAGGCAGGAGUAUCUCCGUGACCUGGCCGAGAGACACACCACCAGCACGCCCAUCGACCCAUCUGGAAAGUUCCCCUUUAUCUCCCUGGCCCACAAGAAGAAGGAGAAGAGCAGGCCAUACUCUGGGGCCGAGCUCAGGAGCCUGGGAGCAAUUGCCUGGCAGGUUCAUGUGGAGGACCAUGCCACGGGGGCGGAGCUGGAUGCCCUGCUGGCUGUGUCCAAUGACUUCAUCAUCGUGUUGGACCAAGGAGAUGCCAGGGAAGUAGUCUUCAACUGUGCGACCAAGGACGUGAUUGGCUGGACCCUCAUCAAUCCGGCGUCUCUGAAGGUCUUCUAUGAGCGAGGCGACUGUCUGUCCCUGCGCAGCAUCAGCAACAACACAGAGGACUUCAAAGAGGUCCUCAAGAGACUAGAGACACGAGGUCCGCACGUGCACACAAGGUCCACGCACGCACAAGAGGUCCACACGCGCACGCACAAGAGGUCCGCACGUACAAAAGGUCCACACGCACAAGAGGUCCGCACGCGCACGCACAAGAGGUCCGCACGCGCACGCACAAGAGGUCCGCACGCACAAGAGGUCCGCACGCGCACGCACAAGAGGUCCGCACGCGCACGCACAAGAGGUCCGCACGCGCACGCACAAGAGGUCCGCACGCGCACGCACAAGAGGGCCGCACGCGCACGCACAAGAGGUCCGCACGCGCACGCACAAGAGGUCCGCACGCGCACGCACAAGAGGUCCGCACGCGCACGCACAAGAGGUCCGCACGCACGCACAAGAGGUCCGCACGCACAAGAGGUCCGCACGCACAAGAGGUCCGCGCACGCACAAGAGGUCCGCACGCACAAGAGGUCCGCACGCACAAGAGGUCCGCACGCACAAGAGGUCCGCACGCACAAGAGGUCCGCGCGCGCACGCACAAGAGGUCGCGCGCGCGCACGCACAAGAGGUCCGCGCGCGCACGCACAAGAGGUCCGCGCGCGCACGCACAAGAGGUCCGCGCGCGCACGCACAAGAGGUCCGCGCGCGCACGCACAAGAGGUCCGCGCGCGCACGCACAAGAGGUCCGCGCGCGCACGCACAAGAGGUCCGCACGCGCACGCACAAGAGGUCCGCACGCGCACGCACAAGAGGUCCGCACGCGCACGCACAAGAGGUCCGCACGCGCACGCACAAGAGGUCCGCACGCGCACGCACAAGAGGUCCGCACGCGCACGCACAAGAGGUCCGCACGCGCACGCACAAGAGGUCCGCACGCGCACGCACAAGAGGUCCGCACGCACAAGAGGUCCGCACGCGCACGCACAAGAGGUCCGCACGCACAAGAGGUCCGCACGCACAAGAGGUCCGCACGCGCACGCACAAGAGGUCCGCACGCGCACGCACAAGAGGUCCGCGCACGCACAAGAGGUCCGCGCACGCACAAGAGGUCCGCGCACGCACAAGAGGUCCGCGCACGCACAAGAGGUCCGCGCACGCACAAGAGGUCCGCGCACGCACAAGAGGUCCGCGCACGCACAAGAGGUCCGCGCACGCACAAGAGGUCCGCGCACGCACAAGAGGUCCGCGCACGCACAAGAGGUCCGCGCACGCACAAGAGGUCCGCGCACGCACAAGAGGUCCGCGCACGCACAAGAGGUCCGCGCACGCACAAGAGGUCCGCGCACGCACAAGAGGUCCGCGCACGCACAAGAGGUCCGCGCACGCACAAGAGGUCCGCGCACGCACAAGAGGUCCGCGCACGCACAAGAGGUCCGCACGCACAAGAGGUCCACAGGCGCACGCACACGAGGUCCACAGGCGCACGCACACGAGGUCCACAGGCGCACGCACACGAGGUCCACAGGCGCACGCACACGAGGUCCACAGGCGCACGCACACGAGGUCCACAGGCGCACGCACACGAGGUCCACAGGCGCACGCACACGAGGUCCACCGGCGCACGCACACACGCGGUCCAUAUACACGGAAGACACACAAGAGGUCCAGAGUGGAUAG
This is a messenger RNA of Knipowitschia caucasica, 4560 nucleotides long. The record is from the annotation of a GenBank genome assembly. NCBI's taxonomy places the organism in Eukaryota, Metazoa, Chordata, Actinopteri, Gobiiformes, Gobiidae.